GCUGUCAAUUACACCAGAUUAGAAAAUUAUUGUACACCAGUCAAGCACUGAAUGACGUCAUGAACCCGCGCAGGUGUCAAAUGGUACAUGUUAAGACAUAUUUAAUUAACUAAUAAAAAUACGUUCUCACCAGCAUGUCAUCUUGUCCAAGUAUCCAAGAUUCCUCAGAACAAGACAGUGUUUCACUGAGUAGUUUCCAAGAUCAGCCAUACAGCACCUUCCAUAUUAGGCCACAAGAUGGCGCUAGGUGUAAAAUAAUUCUCGACACUGAUAACCCGACCCAGAUUGAAUAUCCUGUUGGAAAGGAAUUUGAAUUUUGUAUUGGUGAAAGUGAAUCUUUAUUAAGUGACAAAAUAGAGGAUAUACUCCUCUCUCUUAAAGUAGGGCAGAAAGAAAGAAUUGCUGUGACGGAGGGUAAAGAAGACAGGAUUUUGAAGCUUACAGUAACACUUUGUCGGUUUGAAAACUGUAUUCCAGCCUACCAAUUAACAAAUGAAGAUAAAUUCGAAAGGGCUAAAUACUAUAAAGAAAAGGGUGUUGAGCUGUUCAAGAAUGGAAAGAAUGAAUAUGCAUUUAGAAGGUUUUGUAGUGCACUGAAAUUGCUGAUUUCCAUGCUUCCCAGGGAUAAAUUACCGGAAACGAUUUCUGGCGAUUAUGACACGUUGAGAGCUCAGUGUUACUCUAACAUGGCAGCUUGUCAACUGAAAGAAGAAAGUUUUGAUUUUGUAGUAGCUAACUGUUCAAAGGUUUUAGGUAUUGAUCCCAAUAACGUUAAAUGUAUUUAUAGGAGGGCCAAGGCAUAUUUUUGUCUGAAAAAGUAUGAAUUGUGUAAAAAUGAUGUUAUUAGAGGCUUGAAAAUUGAACCAAAGAGCAAAACUCUUUGUGAUUUGAAUAAAAGUUUGCAUGAAUUGAAGGUAGCAUAGAUCAUUGAAAUGUGGAAGGAAUAUUAUAGAAUCUCUGUGGUAAUUAUUCAACACAUGUAACUGCAAUGACUCUAUCUCUUUACACUAAAUACCUCCACUGUUGGUUUUAAAUGAGUAUGCACCUCGAGCACUACCAAGGAUUUUAGGUUUGAGUCUUCUGAGGGUUGUCAUGGCAACCCAAAUGAAUGGAACUGGUACAUUUUUGUCAGGAAUUUUUAAUAUUACGGGUUUUUCAAUCAAUUGGAGAUGAAAAAUGAAAUAUAUUUACAAAAUAUUGCAAUAACGAUGAAAAGCAUGUUUUGUUUUUGUAUCAUCACCAGCGAAUAUUGCAUCGUCUAAGAUUUUAAGGGACAAGCAAGCAACCAAUAUUGAUUUACAAAUGUAUGCAUGUACUUGUUAUUGUGUUCAGCUUUUAAUUUCUUAAUUAGCAGAUUUUAUUGUGUAAAGUUAUUGUUCAAAGCGUUUUACUAAAUUAUUUAAGUGGCCUUUAGCUUCUAUUUUCUGUUGGAAAAUCAAUUCUAUGCUGUUUAAAUUUUAAUAUUUCAGGUAUUUUGUCUUGGGAAAGUGCAUCAUAUAUUAUCACUGUUAAGGCUUCAAAACAGCAUACUAAGAGCUAUUUAUAACACAGAGUGGUUAACAAAACAGACUGGUAAUCUAAGGAUUGCUGACUGCAAGGGUUCAAACCCCAACAGGGGCAAGCCAUUGUUUCCAUAAGCAAGAAACUUUACACUCAUUGCUUAGUACUGGUUGGUUCCAGGAACUGAUUCAAGAAUGUUUCAAUAAGCUUAUAGCUUCCAAUACAGUCAAACUAAACUUAAGAUUGUAUAAACUAACAGUGACAUUCAGUUCUAAAAUUAGGGGAACAAAUUGUCAGCUUUACUAAUAUAGAUAGUGGAGGUAUCAAGGGGUUUCCUUAUUGUGUAUGUAUUUUAUUGUCAACAAAAUUCAUUUUCCAAUUUUAUUCUUUUGAUUUGACAGUUAAAUGAAAUGAUUUAUGUAAAAAUAACAUAUUUAUCCUUUAGAACAGCUGAAGGACGCUUUAAAUAUUUGCACUUUACAUUAAUAAAUGUGUUGUGAAGUACAUGUAUAAAGAAUUAAAUUUC
This is a messenger RNA of Ruditapes philippinarum (Manila clam), 2026 nucleotides long. RefSeq names its product peptidyl-prolyl cis-trans isomerase FKBP4-like. The coding region runs from base 135 to 923 and encodes 262 amino acids. The record is from RefSeq and is a predicted model, not a curated record. The transcript is spliced from 2 exons. Gene Ontology annotation, molecular function: protein binding. Lineage: Eukaryota; Metazoa; Mollusca; Bivalvia; Venerida; Veneridae.